Messenger RNA from Myripristis murdjan (pinecone soldierfish), 4332 nucleotides. RefSeq names its product PWWP domain containing 2B (gene pwwp2b). Gene Ontology annotation, molecular function: chromatin binding. Lineage: Eukaryota; Metazoa; Chordata; Actinopteri; Holocentriformes; Holocentridae. Bases 334 to 2196 code for a protein of 620 amino acids. The record is from RefSeq and is a predicted model, not a curated record. The transcript has 3 exons. Gene Ontology annotation, cellular component: chromocenter; nucleus.
GCCAUGAGGAUCCCGCCGGUGGAUGUGGAGGCUUGGCGGAUCUAAAGUCCACAAUAAUGAACGGAAUCAAACAAUUGCAAGUGAGCCGGGGGACGGAUGGAUGGGCCUUAUCUUGAGAGCUGAUUUUUCUUGCUCCUCUCACAGUGUGUGUGUGAUGUCAGCAGUGGCAGUACUGUUGUAAUUGACUUGGUGGGGGUGAUGGCGUCAUUUCAUGCCCUGGUGUAGCCUCCUGUGCUCCAAUAGAGAAGGGGAGAAGGAUCUUUGGCCGACGCGACCGUGGCUCCCUUGGCCGGGAUCGAGCACCGCCGAGCCGGACACUUCACCCCGGGAAACAUGGAGGCUGUGGCCGAGGAGCUGCGGGCCGGCUCUCGGGUACCUGUCACUAUCGAUCAAAUAGUUAACGAUACACUGGUGGUGACGCUGACCUAUCGAGAAAGGAGCUACACGGGGAUAUUGCUCGACUGCAGCAAAAAAACUGGGCUGUUCUGUCUACCAGAUAUCACAACAAAAUUGGAGGAAUGUCCAAUAUCCAAAUCAGCUUGUGAAAUCCCAGAAGUUUUGAGUGAGGAGGCAGUUUCCAAACCUUCCAGCCAGGCUUCACACAGACCAAAGGAUGAAAACACUCUUCCUGAAAGCAGCAUACCCAGUGCACCUCUGCCCUGCCCUGUGCCCACACCAGUGCCAGCUGGACAGACUCCUUACCCUCCUUAUUUUGAAGGAGCCCCCUUCCCACAGCCCUUAUGGGUGCGCCACAGCUAUAGCCAAUGGGUACCUCAGCCCCCACCACGACCAAUCAAGAGGAAGAAAAGGCGGAGUCGAGAGCCCGGCCGCAUGACCAUGAGCACUAUCCGUUUGCGGCCGCGGCAGGUACUGUGUGAAAAGUGUAAGAACACACUGAACAGUGAUGAGGACAGCAAAGAUGGCAUGAGCAACACCAAGGCCUCCAGAAAAGAGAACGCACCACAGAGUGACGACGAUGUCAAAGAUGCCCCCUCUAAGGUGGCAAGGAAAGAUGAUAUGAUUGCAAAUAAAGACACUAAGAGACGAGAAAACAGCACUGGCUUUGACAGCAAACGUCUCAGGAAAGACAAGAGGGGGGAAUCUGAGGGGGAGAAGUUCCCUGGAGGUGACGUGAUCCCCCACAGUCCUGUCAUAAAGAUUUCAUACAGCACUCCACAGGGCAAAGGGGAGGUCAUGAAGAUCCCCUCACGAGUCCAUGGCUCAGUCAAACCUUUCUGCCCCAAACAGCUGGUGCAGAACGGCUUGGGAGACAAUGGCAAGACGCCCUCCGAUCCCACCAAGGAGCAACGCCACAUUUUAGAUGCCACAAGGUCUGGCCUCACCGUGUCCAUUCCUAAACUCAAACUGACUAGGCCUUUUACAACCGUCAGUCAGGACUUGGCCUCUCCAAAGAUUCGCUUGAGGCCGCCUCCAACGGAGGGCGAGGAGAGUGUGGUGGAGUACGAGGCCGAGCUUGUAGGAGGCACCAGAAGACGAAGCCCAAGGGUGCCCGGUCCCUGCCUCCCCCACUCCGAAGACUCUGGGGAGGGAAAGAACUCUCUGGAGCUGUGGUCGGGGAGCUCAGGAGAGGAGGCCGAACGGGGCCACAGCGAUCUCACCCUGCUUAUCAACUUCCGCAAGCGCAAAGCAGAUUCCUCUAGCCUGUCAGUGUGCAGCAGCGACAGUCUAGAUGAAUCCAAGUCCUUCAGCUCUGACGGCACCUCACCAGAGCUGUGCGACCUCGCGCCUGGCGAGGACAUCUCUGUAACCUCAUCUUCUGUACCGUCACGGGAAGAAUGCAAGACAGUGCCGCCGCUUACGGUGCGACUGCACACGCGCAGCAUGACCAAGUGUGUAACGGAAGAGGGUCACGCUGUUGCAGUGGGCGACAUUGUGUGGGGGAAGAUCCACGGCUUCCCCUGGUGGCCGGCACGGGUCCUCAGCAUCAGUGGCAGCCGCAAACAGGAGACAGCCAGCUGCGAGGCCCAGUGGCCGGAGGCAAAAGUGGCGUGGUUCGGUUCACCUACCACCUCCCAGCUCUCGGUUGCCAAACUGUCGCCCUUCAGAGAGCUCUUCAGGUCCCGCUUUAACCGCAAGAAGAAAGGGAUGUACCGGAGAGCCAUCCUGGAGGCAGCCAAGGCGGUGGGCCACAUGAGCCCCGAAAUCACAUCGCUGCUUUCCCACUGCGAAACGUAGAGGCUGAGGAUUGAAGAGAGGUCUCCGAGGUUUUUCUGAACUCUCAGACUCUGUCAUCAAGACCCAGGAGGGAGUACGUGCGGUUGCCACGGCUACUAUUUAUAUGCCCCCCUCUCCCCCUUUUUUUUUUUUCUUUCUUUUUUUUUUUUUCACAAGGCUGGAGGAAAAUGGCCGCCAAGGUGGAGUGUCGUCAAGACUGGAUAAGGGAGCAAAAAAAAAAAAAGGCCAGGCAUCUCAUGGUCUACUCUGAAUAAACUAUUCCUCCUUUUUUUCUUUUUUCUUUUCUAGAUUUUAACCAUAUUCCAAUAGAGCCGAAUAACGACACUACAAGAAUCCGAAUGUAUUUAUUAUCUGUAAUGAUUUAUUACUAUCCAUCAAGUCCACCUUUUUACCACAAUCCUGCAAAACCUCCAAAUCUGCUGCUGUCAUUAUAACGGUCCUCACCGCCGAUUUGGUCACUGCGGGGUUCGACUCGUCCAAUCAGAGGAAACCGGUGGCGUCUGUUUGGUCCCCAGUGCCAUCUUUAAACGCAAGCCCCCCUUCCUCCUCUAGCAAAAGGACCCGAGAUGUUAUUACCGUGGUUUUUGAAAAGUCUUAGUGUGAUUCGUCUUACUUUCCAGAUCUGAAAAUGUGAAAUGGCUCCAUCCAGAGACAGUAGAGACUGUUCCAGCUCUUCUAGCGAUCACACAGUGUUCCAUCCUUGUAGCCUUCUGCGUCACUAGUUGGAUAUGUGGAUGUAUUUAUACCGAGCUCAAUUCUCUCCAAAACCAUGUCGUGUCUCUCUUCCAUUUAAGUUUUUGUUUUGUUUUUGACACUUCGAGGACCCUUAGAAGUGUGACGUGGGGUCCACGAAAGAACCCACUCCCUCCUCUCCCCUUUUUUCCCUUUUUUUUUUUUUCAUUUCUACAUCACUUUAAUUAUUUAAUGCGUCACGUUAAGAAAAAGCACUUUAUCUGUACCUUGGUGGCCUGCUGUAAGCUCACUGUCCGAAACACUACCGCGAGAUACAGCCCUGAUAGGCAGCAGGGGAUUUCAAAAGUCUUCGUGGUUGACUAUCCAUGGCCUUGGAGAUAAAAAAAAAUAAAAAAAAUCGUUUUUUAUUUUAUUGUAUGAUUCGGGGACACCAGAUACCGGACACCUGUCACAGGUGGUUGUGUACACUGUAUUCUCGCAUUUGACUUGGGUGUGUUUCUCUCUUUCUCUCUCUCUCUCUCUGUCUCUUUCUCUCUCUCUCUCUCUCUCUCUCUCUCUCUUGCAACCUACAGAUCUACCACACACUACAACAAAAAAAAUCCACAUUUAAUGUUUCCACUGGAGAAAAAUGGGACAGGAAAUGUGUCAAACCCCCCUAUGCAUCAUCAGUUAAAGCUUUAUGAGUGACUUUUGGGAAAAAAAAAUAAAUAAAAAUAAAAUGCUGUUAGAAUACUGUGAAUUCAACUGCUGAGUGUGCAGAGGGAAAGGGUUCGGGGGGAGAAAGCUUGCUACUCGUUUGAACCUGCAGUUUAUUGAGUCGUCCGGCAAAAGCAGACCGCAGAGCUGGCCUUUAGUGACCUUUGGGUUGAAAGCAGCACUGUUGGAGAGGGGGCUGGUGUUUGGGCGGGGGGGCGGCAUUGCUAGUCUAGUGCAGCCCGUAGCCGACUCUCUAUUAAAAACUGCAGAUUGCACACAGUCAUGCUCAGCCGACCAGCCCGACUCCUUUCUGUUUGUGUGGACCGCUUUGUUCCAGCGGGGGGCUGCCGUCAAACCAAGCGGGAUGGUCACGUCGCAUGAAAACCGGCUCGGUGAUCGUCAACAAGAGAGAAAUGUCUUCGGGGAGCAGGUCAUGCACUCCUCCCAUUUUGAUAAUCAGCGGUUUGACUUGUGUUUGCCGUCAAGCCUCGCUAGUUUCCAGGCAGCCUUACUCUUAAGAGGAGUGGGGAAGGAGAGGAGAGUCCACCCCCACCCCCACCCCCCCCCGCCCCGCCCCGACCCGCCCCCCAACCUCUAAAUGUAUGAUUGAGAGGGAAAGAGUCAGGAUAUUCCCGUGUAUGAGCAACAUGGCUAUCUACUGUUGCCCGCGUUGGUCAAUGUUAUUGGCUACUUUUAUUGUUUUGUUUUUUACAUGUACUGUACAUAAAAUAAAAUAUACAAGCAAUA